This is a messenger RNA of Mangifera indica (mango), 2092 nucleotides long. RefSeq names its product rop guanine nucleotide exchange factor 5-like. The record is from RefSeq and is a predicted model, not a curated record. The transcript has 7 exons. Gene Ontology annotation, molecular function: guanyl-nucleotide exchange factor activity. The coding region runs from base 157 to 1929 and encodes 590 amino acids. NCBI's taxonomy places the organism in Eukaryota, Viridiplantae, Streptophyta, Magnoliopsida, Sapindales, Anacardiaceae.
GGGAGACUGAACAUGUCAUAUGAUUCUUAAAACUUUCUGUUCAUUUCAAUCUUCAAAAUCAAAAAUCAAAUUUCAACAUUCACAGAACAAGACACUUUUCAAUUCAGAUAUAUUUUCCUUGACCUGUAUUUCAAAUUUUUUCCUUUUUGGGAAAGAAUGGGAAGUUUAGUGAAGAAGAGUGGCAAUGAUGGUAGUAAGACAAUGACUACUACUACCACUGAGUCGGGGACCGAGUCAAGAGAGAGUAGUAGUUCAAGCUGUUCCAGCUCUGAAGACUCAUCCGAGGAAGUGAAAAAAAGGGAGUCUUGUUCACCCUCUCUUUUGGGUUGGCCUAUCAGGAAAGCUGGAGUGUCAAAAAACAGUUUGGUUUCUGAUGAAAUGGGACGUCCAGAGAAGAUCCAUUUUGAUGAUUUAACGUUUAAGAAACCGGGCUCUCUUAUUUCAGAUAUGGAUAUGAUGAAGGAAAGGUUUGCAAAAUUGUUGCUUGGAGAAGACAUGUCAGGUUCUGGUAAAGGUGUUUGCACAGCUUUGGCCAUAUCUAAUUCCAUUACCAAUCUAUGUGCUUCUAUAUUUGGACAAUUAUGGAGAUUAGAGCCAUUACCUUCUGAAAAGAAAUCAAUGUGGAAAAGAGAAAUGGAACUGCUUCUUUGUGUUGGUGAUCACAUUGUGGAAUUGAUCCCAUCUUGGCAAACAUUUCCAGAUGGAAGUAAGCUUGAGGUUAUGACUUGCAGGCCUAGAUCAGAUCUUUUCAUCAAUCUCCCAGCUCUCAAGAAACUAGACAGCAUGCUUCUUGAAAUCUUGGAUAGUUUUGUGGAUACCGAAUUUUGGUAUGUUGAUCAAGGGAUUAUAGCCUCAGAAGCAGAUGGAUCAGCUUCUUUUCACGAAAAAAUUCAGAGGCAAGAAGAGAAAUGGUGGCUUCCUGUGCCCCGAGUACCGCCUGGUGGCCUCUCUGAAAAUUCAAGAAAACAACUGCAUCACACGCGCGAAUGCACAACUCAGAUCCUGAAAGCUGCAAUGGCCAUCAAUAAUAUUACCGUAGCAGAAAUGGAAAUGCCUGAGUCAUACUUAGAAUCUCUACCAAAGAAUGGGAAAGCCUGUUUAGGGGAGGUUAUAUACCGGUACGUUACAUCAGAUCAAUUCUCUGCUGACUGCCUGCUAGAUUGCCUUGAUCUGUCUUCAGAGCAUGUGGCUCUUGAGAUUGCGAACCGUGUGGAAUCAUCAAUAUAUGUGUGGCGUGGAAGAACUCACUCGAAGUCCCCGCUUUAUCCAAACCAUUCCACUGCAAAAUCAUCAUGGGAGAUGGUGAAGGACUUCAUGAACGAUGGAGAUAAGAGGGAGUUGCUUGCAGAAAGAUCUGAAAGUCUCUUGCGUUGCUUGAAACAGCGGUUUCCUAGUCUAACACAAACUACAUUGGACACCAGCAAGAUUCACUGCAACAAGGAUGUUGGGAAAUCCAUUCUCGAGAGCUAUUCAAGAGUUCUGGAGAGUCUGGCAUUCAACAUUGUCGCCCGGAUCGAUGAUUUAAUAUAUGUCGAUGACUUGACUAAAAAUUCGGAUAAGGUGUCAUCAGUGACAACAGCCAGUGUAAUUUCUAAUAAGAAAGUUACAGUCCCCUCCAGUAGUGUGCCUGUCUCAGGCACUCCACAUAAAGCAACAUUUAGCAGUAGCACAUCAAGCUUUUCACCUGCACCUCUAAUUAGUCCUGCAAAAGGGGGGAGAACUCCUUGUCGCCUCAGCAGCAGCAGCAACAACAAGGCUAACCGCGGUUUUGGGGUGAGGAGAGUGUUGACAAAUUAUCUUGGUGCUGCUGACACAAAAGCAAAGAUUUGUUCACUUACAACAAAUGGUUCUCAAGGUUUGUUGCAUCAACAAAAUUCAUCAUCAGCCACCCAGAAAGGGUCGAAGUUGUGCCAAAAUCAAAACUUAUGAACCAGGAUGAAUAUAUAUUGUGAUUUAAACUAGGAUUGUUGAUGGUAGCGGCCAUUUUCUUGUGACAAUUACUGAUGUUCAUGAGUUUGAAAUAUCUAGUUUGCCAAUCAUUUCAAUGUGAUUAUUGAGACAAUAAAAUCAUGUGCACAAUUUUACGUACAAA